GGGCAGGGCAGCGCCUGUAACUGGAGAGCAGCGCCGGCACCGCGCGGCCGCUCCAUUCACUCCUCGGUGCGUGGUUGCGCGCAGGGGAGAAGCGCUCGCUGAGCCUCGGGAGUCUGCUGCCAGGAUUAUUGUACAGAGGAGCCGGGAGUAUCUGUGCAGCCACCACGAGGAGAGACUUUUCUCUUUUUUUCCCUUUUUUAAAAUUUUUUUUUAAACAUUUAUUUUUCCCUCUGCCGUGAGCCAGGCUUGGAAUUAAAAUGUUGUGGUAGCAGGAGUGGAGUCUUUAAACUGAUAGAAACCAGAUAGAAAUCAGUAUUACUGCUGCUUCCAAUAGCUGGGUUUCGUUUCUUGGAUAUUAAGUUGCAAAUCUGAAGAGAUGGCAUUUCUUGCAGUGAAUGUGUUGAUUGGGAUAUUUAUUUACUUUAGCAGUGUAAAAGGAUCUUCCCAGCCUCAAGCAAGGGUGUUCCUAACAUUCAAUGAGCUGCAAGAAACUAAGACCUCUGAGUAUCACAGGAUAUCCCACAGCCCCCUGGAUUACAGGAUAUUAUUGAUGGAUGAAGAUCAGGAUCGGAUCUAUGUGGGGAGUAAAGAUCAUAUUCUGUCUCUGAAUAUUAACAAUAUAAGCCAAGAUCCCCUCAGUAUUUUCUGGCCAGCAUCAGCAAACAAGGUUGAAGAGUGCAAAAUGGCUGGCAAGGAUCCUACACACGGCUGUGGGAAUUUCGUGCGCGUGGUGCAGUCGUACAACCGCACCCACCUGUACGUCUGCGGCAGCGGCGCCUUCAGCCCCGUCUGCGUCUACGUCAACAGGGGACGCAGGUCUGAGGAACAAAUCUUCAAGAUCGACUCCAAGUGUGAAUCAGGAAAGGGACGCUGUUCUUUCAACCCCAACGUGAAUACGGUGUCUGUAAUGAUCAAUGAAGAACUUUUUUCAGGAAUGUAUAUUGAUUUCAUGGGGACAGAUGCAGCCAUUUUUCGCAGUCUGACCAAGAGGAAUGCAGUGAGGACUGACCAGCACAACUCCAAGUGGCUGAGUGAGCCUAUUUUUGUGGAUGCUCAUGUUAUCCCAGAUGGCACUGACCCAAAUGAUGCCAAAAUCUACUUCUUCUUCAAAGAAAGACUCACAGACAACAGCGGCAGCACAAAGCAAAUUCAUUCAAUGAUUGCAAGAGUAUGCCCAAAUGACACAGGUGGUCAGCGCAGUCUCGUGAACAAGUGGACAACAUUCUUGAAAGCAAGACUUGUGUGCUCAGUGAUGGAUGAAGAUGGAACAGAAACAUACUUUGAUGAAUUAGAGGAUGUAUUUCUCCUAGAGACAGACAACCCCAGAACAACACUCGUGUAUGGAAUUUUUACAACAUCGAGCUCCAUAUUUAAAGGCUCAGCCGUGUGUGUGUAUCAUCUGUCUGACAUUCAGACUGUGUUCAAUGGACCAUUUGCACACAAGGAGGGCCCAAACCACCAGCUGAUUCCAUAUCAGGGCAGAAUUCCAUACCCACGACCUGGCACUUGCCCAGGAGGAGCCUUCACACCCAACGUGAGGACAACCAAGGAGUUUCCAGACGAUGUUGUGACCUUCAUUAGGAAUCACCCUUUGAUGUUUAAUCCCAUCUACCCAAUACACAAGAGGCCUUUAAUCAUCCGGAUCGGGGCUGACUACAAGUAUACAAAGAUUGCUGUGGAUCGAGUGAAUGCUGCUGAUGGAAGAUACCAUGUCUUGUUUCUUGGAACAGAUCAAGGAACCGUACAAAAAGUUGUUGUCCUACCCACCAACUUCUCUGCAAGUGGAGAACUCAUUUUAGAAGAGAUGGAGGUUUUUCAGAGUAAUUCUCCUAUAACAUCAAUGAAGAUUUCAUCUAAAAAGCAACAGCUGUACGUGAGCUCAGACGAAGGGGUCACCCAGGUUUCCCUGCACCGCUGCCACAUCUACGGGAGCGCCUGUGCUGACUGCUGCCUGGCCCGAGACCCGUACUGCGCCUGGGACGGCAGCUCCUGCUCCCGCUUCUAUCCCACAGGAAAAAGGUCAGCAGGCUGGGGCAGCCCGCUGAUGUUUGCAAGGAGGAGCCGUAGACAAGACGUGAGACAUGGAAACCCUCUGACUCAGUGCCGAGGUUUCAACCUGAAAGCAUACAGAAACGCUGCAGAAAUAGUUCAGUAUGGAGUAAAAAACAACACCACCUUUCUGGAAUGCACACCUAAAUCUCCUCAGGCUUCUAUUAAAUGGCUGCUACAGAAAGACAAUGACAGGAGGAAAGAGGUGAAGCUGAACGAGAGGAUCAUAGCUACUGAGCACGGGCUCCUGAUCCGCUCUGUGCAGGACAGCGACCGCGGGCUUUACCACUGCAUCGCCACGGAGAACAGCUUCAAGCAGACCCUGGCAAAGAUCAACUUCAAGGUGUUGGAUUCGGAGGUGGUGGCUGCCAUGACCGACAAGUGGUCCCCUUGGACCUGGGCCAGCUCGGUGCGAGCGCUGCAGUUCCACCCCAAGGACUUUGUGGGCGCUUUCAGCCACUCGGAGAUGCAGAUGAUUAACCAGUACUGCAAAGACAGCAGGCAGGCAGGUCAGAGGGACGAGUCCCACAAGAUGAGAGGGGACUACAGCAAACUAAAGGCCCUUAUCAGUAGCAGAAAAAGUAGAAAUAGAAGAAAUCAAUUACCUGGAUCUUAAUUUUAUUGUGUAGUAAUAGAUAUUUUUGUCCUCAGUGUAGGGGGCUUAUAUUUGUCUAUUGAGAACAAAUUUGUGCAAAUCUGAUAAAAAAUUAAAUGAAAAUCCAGCAAGCCUCAUAAAAGAUCUGUAUCCCAAUUAAAUGCAGUGUAACCUAACUAAAGAAAAUAACUCAGAGCAUUUUCUUUCCUAGAUGCUUAGUGACUUUAGGCUGGGCUCUGUCCUACAAGCAGCACUGGGUAUUCAUCUUAAACCAGAUUCACCUUUAACAUCUCAGUAUUUAAUUACAGCUGAAUAGAAAUUUUUACAAAAUCAGUGCAUUAUCUUGCAACUCUGGAACUGUACCAACUGGUCUGUUGGUAAAGAAUCUGGGUUAAGAUGCAUACUCGAAUAGGAUGGUACUAAGACUUCCUUGCACUGCAUUUAAGAACAUGAGUUUCUUCUUGUUUACUGCUCAUAAUUGGGUUUACAGCUUUCACUCAUCAAACAAAUCAUGUGAAUGCAUGUGGAUAGGAAGCAAGAAAUGUUUCAUUUGCUCAGAGGUCAAAUGAAGGAACAAACAGAAGAAAAGCAAAGAAUUUAUACUUUAUCAGAGUAAGCACUGAUUAUUGUGCAUAGUAUGAGUUGUAAUAAAUUAAUGAGUUCUGGAAUGUAACUUAAAAUAUCUCUGCUCAUAUUGAUUUUUAUUAAAAUAGGAUGUCCUAUAACACUACAUAGCUUUAUAAGUGGCACAAGGUAACAUGAGAAUGUUCAUUAUACAUACAAUUUUGAAAAACACCUAAGUGACUUAGGUAUUUUAACUACUUUUCAAAGGAUGACACUCCAAUUUCUUUUCAAAGGACAGAAUGUAGAUAUACUGUAUAGUGCAAGUUCAGAAAUGAAAAAUAUAGAUUAUCUUCAUUCUGUUCUGUGAUUAAAUUGGAGCUGGUCUGCAAUGUGGAAGCAAGUCAUAAGUGUCUUUGAAAAUUUUAAGACAUUAUUUUUUCAACUGUUUUCUCAAAGUUGCAAAUAUUUUAACUAGAAUUUUCUAAUUAAACCAUUCCCAUUUUCCAGUCUUUGUACCCUUAUUCUUUUCCAUGUUAUUUUCCCAAUUUGCUCUGAUUUUCACUUCUCUGCUGAAAAGCAGAUCAGGAAAAGAAAAGAAGGAAAAAAAAGGAAUGAGGGAAAAAUAAAACUGAAAAAUAGGUUUGGGUCAAAAACCAAAAACUAUAACUUGAGAGGCAUGUUCAAACAGAAAUCUUUUGUUUAAGAAGCAGCUGUCAGGUCUAUUGAAGCAAGUUUUGUAGAAAACUGGGUGAGUGUGCACCAAGCCAUCCUAGGAAAAGCAAUCACUUUUUUUUUUUGAGCAACACAAAUGCCAAAAAGAGGGACAGAUCAUCAAUCCUUUUACUAUGUAAGAGUGUUCUGGAAGCCACUGAGUCUGUUUGAAACAGUAACAGGGAUUUAAAAUGUACAAGUACCUUAGAAAAAUCACAAUUAUUUAUGACAUUAUACUAAAAUAUAAACUGAUGUUCAGCUCAAAACUAAGCUAUGUUAAGUUAAAAUUCUGCUUCUGUUGGAACACUGUGGGAGUAACUCUACAGGGCAUGGGAAAAAGCUUCUGUGUUUGUGCCUAUGUGAAUUCAGUUUAGUGCAAUGGAGGUAACACUGGUAUCUAUCUGCCAUUAGCUGGAUUGUCACUUUAUCACCACCUCAUGAAGGACAGCUGGGAAGUGAGCCCUGGUCACACCAUUUAAACAGUCUCUAAAUCCCUUUGAUGCUUGGAGCACUUUGAAUUUAAUUUGUGUGCUUAUUGCUUGCAUGGCAGGGCCAGCCUGUUCAUAUAUUGCCAUCUAGUUAGGUGCUCUCCUUAAUCAAGGCCUAAAUGUGCAUUUCUGCAAUAUUUAGCCAUUGAUAACUAAGGUCCUUCUUAUGGAAAACAUCAGGAAACUUCCUCUGACCUCCAUGAGAUUGAAUUUGGCCCCAAGAGAGGGCAAAGUAGAUUCUGGAGGAAUCUGGCUUUUUUUUUUUUUU
Molecule: messenger RNA, 4675 nt
Organism: Ficedula albicollis (Collared flycatcher)
Lineage: Eukaryota; Metazoa; Chordata; Aves; Passeriformes; Muscicapidae
Gene: SEMA3C
Product: semaphorin 3C
Exons: 18
Coding region: 377-2665 (762 amino acids)
Biological process (GO): neural crest cell migration; negative regulation of axon extension involved in axon guidance; semaphorin-plexin signaling pathway
Molecular function (GO): semaphorin receptor binding; chemorepellent activity
Source: RefSeq, a predicted model, not a curated record